This is a messenger RNA of Mustela lutreola (European mink), 3249 nucleotides long. It is a transcript of the gene SLC22A13, whose product is annotated as solute carrier family 22 member 13. Bases 746 to 2401 code for a protein of 551 amino acids. Gene Ontology annotation, molecular function: transmembrane transporter activity. Gene Ontology annotation, cellular component: membrane. The record is from RefSeq and is a predicted model, not a curated record. NCBI's taxonomy places the organism in Eukaryota, Metazoa, Chordata, Mammalia, Carnivora, Mustelidae. The transcript has 10 exons. Gene Ontology annotation, biological process: transmembrane transport.
UUAAAGAUUUUAUUUAUUUGACAGAGAGCACAAGCAGGGGGGGGAGUAGCAAGGGUAGAGGGAGAAGCAGGUUUCCUGAUCAUCAGGGAGCCUGAUGUGGGACUCGAUCCUAGGACCCUGGGAUCAUGAUCUGAGACGAAGGCAGACACUUAACCAACUGAGCCACCCAGGCACACCUGUCUCUUGGCCUCCUUGCUGCCCUACCACAUGUCAGAGACCAAUAGGAGAAAGAGAAGAUCAGCAGCGUCAAGAGGCCAGAUUGGGCUACUGACCUUAGUAUGCAAACUGGGUCCUUACUACUCUCCUGACUUACCCCCAAUGUCUAUUGUGUGCUGGUCCCUAGAAGGGACUUCUAUGUCCUCUGAGGCUGGAGCUACUCUCAGUAUUUGGGGUCUAUCAUAAUGAGAGGGAUUUGAGCCAGGAAUGACUUGUUGAGGGUGUUGCAAUUGGAGGGAGCUGCUUGUGUACUGGCUAGAGCUCAUUCCUGUGCUGGGCCCAAGAAGGUCCUCUUGUGAGGCUUGUGUUCAUCAUCCUGUCCAUAAAUGAUCCUCAGAUUCUGCAAGCCAGAGUGAGUGAGUUUUUCAUCAAACUCUAUCCUUCCCAGGCCACAGCCAGGGAGUUGAAGUGUGACAGGUCACGCCAGGCAAGGCUGGAUUAAAUAUUAACAGUCAUCACUGCUUAGAGGAACAAGUGCCCCAAAGCCAGGCUGCAGAGCUGUUUGGUGGCCCCAGGCUGACCGGUAGACAUGGCUCAGUUUGCCCAGGUCCUGGCUGAAAUAGGUGACUUUGGACGCUUCCAGAUACAGCUGAUGAUACUGCUGAGUAUCCCCAACUUCCUGUCUGCUUUUUACAUGUUCGGCCAGGUCUUCAUGUUCCAGGAUGAGGCCCACCACUGCUCAGUGGCCUGGGUGAAGAACCACACUUUGAACCUGAGUACCACUGAGCAGCUGACACUGAGCGUGCCUCUGGAUGCUGCAGGCAAGCCCGAGCCCUGCCUUAUGUUCCGGCCGCCCCCUGACGGUGCCACCCUGGAGGAGAUUCUCAGCCACCGCUUCAAUGAGACACAGCCUUGCGAUGCAGGCUGGGUAUAUCCUGAGGACAGGCCUCUGUCCCUAAAGAAUGAGUUCAACCUGGUUUGUGAUCAGAAGUACCUGAAGGAGACCUCUCAGUCGGUGUACAUGGCGGGGCUCCUCGUUGGGGCUCUCAUCUUUGGGCCCCUCUGUGACUGGAUCGGCCGCAAGGCCACUAUCCUAGUGCAGCUGCUACUCUUUGCCAUCAUCGGCCUGACCACAGCCUUCAUGCCCAGCUUUGAGCUCUACAUGGUCCUGCGUUUUGCCGUGGCUACUGCUGUCGCUGGGUACACCUUCAGCAAUGUGUCCCUGCUUACAGAGUGGGUGGGGCCCUCGAGGAGGACGCAGGCUGUGGUCCUGGCCCAGUGCGCCUUCUCCGUGGGGCAGAUGGCGCUGGCAGGACUCGCCUAUGGCAUCCGAAACUGGAGGCUUUUCCAGAUAGCGGGCACUGCACCUGUCUUGCUGCUCUUCUUCUACUUCUGGGCUCUGCCAGAGUCAGCACGGUGGCUUCUGACCCGAGGAAGGGUAGAGGAGGCUAAACAAGUGAUCCAGAAGGCAGCCUCAGUCAACAAGCGGAAACUCUCCCCAGAGCUCCUGAGUCAGCUCGUCCCAGAGAAGAUAGGCCCCUCAGGGAAUGCCCUGGAUCUGUUCAGACACCCGCAGCUCCGGAAGGUGACCCUGAUCCUCUUCUGUGUCUGGUUUGUGGACAGCCUGGGGUACUUCGGCCUGAGCCUCCAGGUCGGUGACUUUGGCCUGGACAUCUACCUGACGCAGCUAGUCUUCGGAACCGUUGAGGUGCCCGCUCGCUACUGCAGCAUCUUCAUGAUGCAGCGGUUGGGCCGCAAGUGGAGCCAGAUGCUGACUCUGGUUCUGGGCGGCCUCAUGUGCAUCGCCAUCGUCUUUGUCCCAGCAGAUCUGCCAGUGGUGGUCACUGUGCUGGCUGUGGUGGGCAAGUUUGCCACGGCCUCCGGCUUUACCAUCUCCUACGUGUACUCUGCCGAGCUCUUCCCCACCGUCAUCCGGCAGACGGGCAUGGGGCUGUUGGGCAUCUUCUCGAGGAUUGGGGGUAUCCUCACCCCUCUUGUGAUCAUGCUGGGCGAGUACCAGGCAGCCCUCCCUAUGCUCAUCUAUGGCAGCCUCCCCAUCGGGGCAGGCUUUCUCUGUGCCCUGCUGCCAGAGACACGUGACCAGCCCCUGAAGGACACCAUCAAGGACCUGGAGCAGGGCCCCCAGCCACGGCCUCCAGAGUCAGCACCUUCAGAAAAGGAGACAAAGGCCUUGGGAAGAACAUCCAAUCCAGGGGCAACUUUUGUGAGCAGUACAUACCUCUAAUUGUGUCUCUGGAGCUGGAGCAGCAGCAGCAGGGAGCUGCCCGAACACCCCCUGGAAAAGGGUGGCACCUGCCCACAAGUCCCAACUCACAGAUGGAGGCAGCACACCCUGGCCUGGUCCCCAUGCUGGCUGCUGGCUGCCUGGUCCUGAAGCACAUGGACCUCUUCUCGGUGCUUCUCAUCAACUUUCUCACCCCAGCACACUCCUAAACCCUGUUCGUGGUAGGACCUCAGGUGUAUCUUGGAUUUCACUUGUUCUCUGAUAGUCUUGUGGGAGUAUGGCUCCUCUGGUCCCCUCAGUCUGGGGUUAAGCUCAGAACAGAGCAGAUGCUUAUAGCCUUUCCAAGGAUGUAGGAGGAAAUUGUGAAGCUGUGGCCUCCAUCCAGGCUGGUGGGAGAAAAGGCUAUAGAAGAGAAGAAGGUUGUAGUUUCUUCUCAUGGCUGGGCCAGGUCCUGCUUGCUUGGGUGGGGCUGAUGAGAUAAUAAAAGGCAAGUAGAGGGCAAAAAACAAAUGCAUCUCCCUCCCCCCAAGAUAAGAGUAGGGUACAUGGGACAUUUCUUGGACACUCGGGACUGCCCAAAGACAAAGGAAGGAAAAAGUAAAUGGUCACUUGGUGAAGAUCACAGAUUUUACAAGAAAAGCACAAUCUUAAGAAUAGUCAGACCUUCAGAAAUGCAUAAGCUCAAUUUCCUGGAAGUCCUAACAUCACCUCUGUCCCCCCAUAUAGGAUUUAAAAAAAAAAAAAAAGACCUAUAGAAUCAAUCAUUCCUCACACUUAGAUUACAGCCCUUCCUGCUCGAGGGGUCCUGUUGCCAUGCUUUAAUAAAAUCUCCUUUUUAUUUAUUUUAA